AUGCGUACUUCGACUCUCAUUACCUCUUUGGCGGCUACUGCCUCGGCCUACGAUGCUUGGGUAAACGAGCCUGACACUGGCAUGGACACUUACCUCGCCAGCACCAACUGGACCCAAGGCAGUCGUCCUCUUCUCAAGGACAUCCGCGGUGUUCCCGACUUUGACUUUGCUGCUCGUCAGACCUUGACUGACCAGCAGUACGCCUUUUAUCGCACUGCCGCUGCGGGAGAGUGGGCGUACCGUAACAACCUCAAGGUUUGGGAAAAGGCCAGACUUCGACCUCACCAACUCGCCAGCGUCCGUGGUCUUAAUGAGACACUCGGAGUUACCAUUCUCGGCCACAACUUCAGCGCCCCCAUCUUUAUCUCUCCCGCUGCUCGUGCUGGUUAUGGUGACGAGGAACGUGGUGAGCUGAACUUUGUCGAUGCUGCCGCGGAUGAGGACAUUCUCUACGUCGCUGCUCUCUACGCUAGCAAGUCCAUUGAAGAGAUUGGUGCUCAGCGCAAGAAGCGCGGUAACACCAUCUUCCAGCAAAUUUAUUCCAAUGCCAACCUCUCUGUUACAUGGGAUGCCAUGAAGCGUGCUGAGGAGCAGGGCGUCAAGGCUUUUGUUUGGACUAUUGAUGCCCCUGCUACCUCUGUUCGUCAUCGCGCUGCGCGAUACGAUACCACCAAUGCGUAUCUAACACAGUUCAGUAACGGUGCUACCUCUGUCCUCAGCUGGGACCUUUUCGAUGAGAUCAAGGCCCACACCAAACUCCCCAUCAUCCUAAAGGGUAUUACCACCACCGAGGAUGCCCUCCGCGCUGUUGAGGCUGGAGCAGAUGGUAUCUGGCUCUCUAACCAUGGCGGUCGCCAAGUCGACUACUCCCCAUCUCCUCUUGAGAUCGCCUACGAAAUUCGUCGUAAUGCCCCUGAAAUCUUCACCAAGACUGAGGUCAUCGCCGACAGUGGCAUCCGCUAUGGUAGCGAUGUCAUCAAGCUGUUGGCUCUUGGUGUCAAGGCUGUUGGUCUUGGACGUCCUUUCAUGUACUCCAAUGUUUACGGCGUUGAAGGUCCCAAGAAGCUCAUCCAGAUCCUCAAGAGUGAAAUCCUUGCCGAUGCUGCUCAGAUCGGUAUCACCGAUCUUCACAACAUUCCUUCUAAGGUGCUCAACACUCGUGCACUGGAACGCGAUGUUUACCUGAUGGAUGAGAACUAA
Fusarium venenatum is the source of this 1200-nucleotide messenger RNA. The record is from RefSeq and is a predicted model, not a curated record. NCBI's taxonomy places the organism in Eukaryota, Fungi, Ascomycota, Sordariomycetes, Hypocreales, Nectriaceae.